CCGGGAUGAAAUCAAUAGAAAGCUCACGUGAACUCUCCGUCUUCGGUAAAUUCAUUCGCACGCGAAAUUUCACGGGGUAUCACGCAGGGAGGAGCGUCGAGACCGGGUAAAUGCGAUGGAGAACGUAAGGACACUGUUUUAAUGCCGCGUACGUCGCGUUUCGAAAGGGAAACCGAGAAUAUCGGAUUAUCCCCUCGAAGUGCGCCGUUCUCGGCUUGUGAAAUCUCAUUCGGGAAUAAAAUCAUCAUUCUAUAAAUUAGUGAUAUUCAUUCGUAAACGAUCAGCGAUCAACGACGAUGGCUGUGAUUUACAUAAAGAAAGUGCGAUACUCAGCGUUGUGGUCUUGGGGUGUGUCGUAAAAAAAGGAAAAGUAUAGAAAGUUUAAGGUUGUUUACACAAAUAAAUGACAAAAUUUGACGAACGUCGCGAUGAUAAAGCUUCUAAUACUUUUAACGUUGACGAAAGUGAUCGGAGGUUCGUUACCUCCCGACGAUGCCGACAAUGUGUUGCAUAUCGGUGGCAUUUUUCCGAUAGGAGGCAAGGGCGGAUGGCAGGGUGGCCAGGCUUGCAUGCCAGCUGUAAACCUGGCUCUAGACGAUGUUAAUCAUAACAAAAAUUUGUUACCUGGAUUCAUAUUGAAGCUUCACUCAAAUGAUAGCCAGUGUGAGCCAGGACUCGGUGCCUCGGUCAUGUAUAAUCUAUUAUACUAUAAACCGCAUAAAUUAAUGUUGUUAGCUGGAUGUAGUACUGUUUGCACAACUGUCGCAGAGGCAGCGAAGAUGUGGCAUUUAGUUGUGUUAUGUUAUGGUGCAUCGUCGCCUGCAUUGUCCGAUCGAAAUCGGUUCCCGACGCUUUUUAGGACACACCCAUCAGCUACGGUGCAUAAUCCUACGAGAAUCAAAUUGUUGCAAAAAUUUGAUUGGUCUCGAGUGGCAAUUUUGCAGCAAGCCGAAGAAGUGUUCAUAUCUACUGUAGAAGAUUUAGAAGCACGUUGCAAAGAAGCAGGAAUAGAAAUAGUUACACGCCAAAGCUUCUUGUCUGAUCCAUCUGAUGCUGUAAGGAAUUUACGUAGACAAGAUGCUAGAAUCAUUGUUGGUUUAUUUUACGUAGUAGCCGCGAGAAGAGUUCUUUGCGAGUUGUAUCAUCAAAAUCUUUAUGGAAAAAGUUAUGUAUGGUUCUUCAUUGGUUGGUACGAGGACAAUUGGUACGAGGUAAAUUUACACGAAGAAGGAAUUACAUGCACAAAAGAUCAAAUGAGACUGGCAGCUGAAGGACACUUGACGACCGAAGCUCUGAUGUGGAAUCAGAAUAAUGACACGACAAUCAGCGGGAUGACUUCCGAGGAUUUUAGGCAGAGAUUGAACAAAAUGUUGAAGGAAGGUGGAUUUGAUAUCGAUAAUAAUCGUUACCCUGAAGGAUAUCAAGAGGCACCUCUCGCUUAUGAUGCAGUUUGGUCAGUAGCGCUAGCUUUCAAUAAAACAAUGGAGAAGCUGAGUAAGCAAGGAAAGAGCCUAAAAAACUUCAGUUAUACUGACAAGGAGAUAGCAAAUGAAAUUUACUCGGCGAUCAACUCCACUCAAUUUUUAGGAGUAUCUGGAUACGUUGCAUUUAGCUCACAAGGUGACAGAAUUGCAUUGACCCAAAUCGAGCAAAUGAUCGAUGGAAAGUACGUUAAGUUGGGAUAUUAUGAUACGCAAAGCGACAAUUUGACAUGGAGGAACAUGGAAAGGUGGAUCGGUGGUAAAGUGCCACAAGAUAGAACCAUCGUGAAGACUGUUCUUAGGACGGUCUCAUUGCCUUUAUUUAUUUGCAUGGGGACUAUAUCUUCAUUGGGAAUCAUAAUAGCUGUGGCAUUGAUCAUUUUUAAUAUAUGGAAUAGACAUAGAAGGGUUAUAAUGUCAUCACAUCCUGUGUGCAAUACUAUAAUGCUGAUUGGAGUUAUAGCAUGUUUCGUGUCGGUGUUUCUAUUAGGAAUUGACGGCAGAUUCGUUGCAGCUUGGGAAUAUCCAGCGGUCUGUCAAGCUAGAUCUUGGAUGUUGUCCACAGGUUUUACUUUAGCAUUUGGGGCGAUGUUUAGCAAAGUAUGGCGCGUUCACAGACUUACGACAAAGACAAAAGCUGAUCAAGCAAAAAAGAAAAUUCAACCAUGGAAGCUGUAUACGAUGGUAAGCGGAUUGUUGGCAGUGGAUAUCGUACUGUUAGUCUGUUGGCAAGUGCUUGAUCCUUUGCAAAGGAAGAUGGAGUCAUUCUCGUUGGAAUCACCUCCGUUUGGUGAUGACGAUGCAAGGAUUAGACCGGAAUUAGAACAUUGCGAGAGCACACACAAUAACAUUUGGCUUGGUUUGAUUUAUAGUUACAAAGGAAUCAUCCUGGUGUUCGGAUUGUUUUUGGCGUACGAGACAAGAAGUAUCAAAGUGAAACAGAUCAACGAUUCCAGAUACGUUGGGAUGUCGAUAUACAACGUGGUUGUUCUCUGUUUGAUCACAGCUCCUGUAACAAUGGUGAUCGCUAGCCAGCAAGACGCCAGUUUCGCUUUCGUUGCACUCGCCAUUAUUUUUUGUUGUUUUUUAAGCAUGGCGCUGAUCUUUGUGCCUAAAGUGAUCGAGGUGAUCAGACAUCCGAAAGAUAAGGCUGAAUCUAAGUACAAUACCGAUGUGGGUAUGUCGAAAGAGGACGAGGAAAAAUACCACAAACUUCUUAGCGAGAAUGCCGAGCUUCAGAAACUUAUUGCUGUGAAAGAAGAGAAGAUCAAACUUCUGAAACAGACAUUGGCCGAGCGAGAUGCGUUGAAAGAUGGGAGCGGAAAUCUUCCGAAGGAUUCGCUGAUAGUCGCCGAUUUCGUAACCGGCGAAGGAACUUCUGAUAGCGCAAUCGGUGGGGGUAUUUCUGUUUAUACACAGUCAUCUCGAGCUUCUGCUUCUGAUUUUGAGUUUUCAGGAUCGUACUUGUAGAUUCUUGUGGAUUUAUGUUCCGUUCUUUCUAUAAGUAGAAAUCGUAACGAAUUUAAGAAAGUGGGACCUAAAUUGGAUAAAAAAGCAUAUUGUUUCUUUCUUACGAGUUUUUGAUCUUUUUAUCGAAUCUAUCGAAAUCACGCGUCGUACUUUCUCUCUCUUUCUCUGUCACAAAUUAUUAUUGGGUGCAUGUAAAAGUUUUAAUUUCGUUAAUACAUGAAUAGAUUGUAUUAUUUUAGAAAAACUAAUUUAUUUAAUUAAUUAAUGUAAUUGUCAUUGUUUUCGAUGAACUUUGCCUAUCUUUGUGACAACCAUUGAAUUCCUUUGUUACACAAAUACUCGAUUUUUGUUCACAAUAUAUGGAUACGUGAUUUUUCAAAGUUUAGAAUAGAUUAGAAUAUACGUUUUAUAAAAAAGAAAAUAAAUAAUCUAAUCAAGUAAAUAUUUAUAUGCUAGGAUGCAUUCAGAAUUAUUUAUUACAUAGUUUAUUACUAUCCUGACUUAAUAUCUUUGCUAUUUUCCACAACUUUCUUGAAUGUAAGAAGAAUCUUUUCCUGAAUUGUUUCUUUUAAUUUUUCCAAUUAUUGAAAAAAAUUCUUAUACAAAAUUAAAAUUGGAAAAAGAUUCUAAUUUUUGAGUGCUUUGAAAAAUCACAUUGUGUCUGCGUAUUUGAUAAAAAAUAAAAUAUAUUUUAUUAUAGUAUUUUAUAUUUAAUAAAGAAAUUCAAUUGCUAAUAUAAUAUCAGAAAUGGAUGAAAAGUAAUCGAAAACAAAAACGAUUAUAAAGUUGAUUAAAUAAAUCAUUUUUUCAUAAAAUCUAUUCGUUUAUAACGAAAUCUAUCAAAACUUUUUGCACGUAUUGCUAUUUAUUAUCGCACAUCAUAUAGAUUCAAUUCGUUUCAAUUUUGAACGAGACUUCGAAAGGAAAACGACUCACCGAAAGCAGAAACAAGCGACUCGUUAGCUCGAGACAGCUUUGUUUCUUAAUUCAUUGUUCAAUGUAUAAUAUAUUGUUCGCCUUUUCUUGGGGCGACGCACCCUUUUUAUGUAUUCGGUGUCUAAACGUAUAAAUAUUGAAUGUAAUGUGUAUAUAACAAGUCAAAGCAUUAGAUGUGCGUAUGCUGCGUAGUGAGAUUAAUAAAAACGUUCUCAAUGUAAAAUUAAAUCCAUACGCGCGAGAUACUAAUUGAAUAUCGCUGAUCACAUACAAAUUGUUGGCCUACAAUUGUCGCGCGCCUCGUUCUCGUUCACAACGACCUUUUCGUUACUUCGAGAGAGUCAUUAUUGCACAAUUGCAGAUAUUUCCGACUAUUGGGAUUUUAUUAUUAUACAGAUAUUUGUACAGAAAAGUUUUAUCGAACGAAUAUCGAUAUCUUGAUUCAAUCACGUAAGUUUGCAUCCAACUUCUCUCGAAUAUCGAUAUUGAUCGAUAUUGAUUCGAUGUUAAUCGAUAUUCGAUACUGAUCGAUAUUCGAUACGGGAACAUCGCAUAAAUCGAUUACGUAAGACGGACCAAACACUUCGUAAAAUAUAUUUGCUAAUUGUUAACUUUCGAAUAUUUUAUGCAAAUUGUGGAAUUGUCGAGUUUUGUUGGCGAGACACGUCAACGUGGCAAAUGGCACUAUGAUUCGAAUUUAUUCGCGCACGGUUUAUACGGGUCCAAAAAAAGAAAAAAUAAAGAAAGGAAACACAGAGGAAAGAAACGUUUCUCAUUAAUUCGCGAAUGUCAUAUCUAUAACACGUUGCAUACGAGGUAAAAAAGAGAUAUUUGAUUUAUUGUAUAGUUUGUAUCGCAAUUAGCAUCACGAAUAUUUCGUUUGCUCCAGGCCUAAAUUCUUUUUUUAUAUGAUUCACGCAUGAUUUGCAACAAAUUGCAGUUAAAUCUCGUUAGACAAUAACCUGGUCGUUUCCGAGACAGCGUCAAUAUCGAUAUGUGAACCUCAUGAAGUCUGCUCCCAAAUUACGUAUAACGAAACGUUGCACGGCACGCGAAAUUGGUGUUUCGACAAAAAAAUGAUGCUUGUACGCGGGCAACAAGAUAUUACAUACAUUCACGCAAAAAAAAAAAAACAACGUGCUAACGAGAUUUAAACGCUUCAAAAUGUUGCGCCAUUCAUAAAUAAUUUGGGAGUCUUGAUGAGGUGGAUCGACAAUUAUUUAUGGCCAACCAACGUUUAAUCUUUCAGAUCUUACACUCUUAAUAAUGUAAAAUAUAUAAAUAUGAUGCUCCACUCGAAUAUCAAUUAUUUAUGAAUGGGCAAGAAAAAAAAACAAUCUGUACGCUUAUACCGCAUAGAUAUCUGAAGGAUUAUCGUUUUUGAAUUCUUCUUUUUAGAAACGGACCAGGUUGGCUGAACGCAAGAGCCCCGUCGAUUAGGAUGACAAAAGCAAUACGAGCAUAUGAACGAGCUGAAAGCUCUCACAAGGCAAAAAAAA
Apis florea (little honeybee) is the source of this 5386-nucleotide messenger RNA. It is a transcript of the gene GABA-B-R1, whose product is annotated as gamma-aminobutyric acid type B receptor subunit 1. Gene Ontology annotation, cellular component: membrane; G protein-coupled receptor heterodimeric complex. Lineage: Eukaryota; Metazoa; Arthropoda; Insecta; Hymenoptera; Apidae. Gene Ontology annotation, biological process: G protein-coupled receptor signaling pathway; gamma-aminobutyric acid signaling pathway. Gene Ontology annotation, molecular function: G protein-coupled GABA receptor activity. The record is from RefSeq and is a predicted model, not a curated record.